AGGUGGGCGUGGCGAGUGGGUGGGGCCGCUGCCCCGCACGCUGCUGCGGAACUGCCGCACAUCAGCGCUGCGCCGCGGAGCCCAGAGCGCCGACGGCGGUGGACCUCGCGCGGGCCCCGUGUUGUUUCUCACAAACAAAAGGUCACGUUUCCCCAAAUGUGUCAGUGGGUCACCGUUCCCCCAGACGUGCAGCUACAGCCCUCGCUGCAUUCUUCAUUCACUGCUGUGAAGGACGUGCUCCAGCACACUUCAAAAGCAGACGGCAUCUCGUCCAGACAAAACAGGGCCCGAUGCGCGUGCACCGACGGCUCGGUGCAGUCGAGUGUGUCGACUGUUGCCCACCAGCGGAUCAAGGUGACUUGUGUUACAGACCCACACAAAGGUGUCCCAACAUGCUCCGUGUUACACCGCUCUCCCUCCCGUUGCUGCUGCUGCUGCUUUUCCAAGCAGGGCUCGUCCACGCAGGAGAUCCGAACCAGCCGCGAGAACCUGGUGAAGAUCGACGCGGCAGCAGACGUGAUGCAGUGCUCAGCAGCGAUGGACGUCCUCUUCCUCCUGGACGGCUCCUACAGCGUGGGGAAGGGCGGCUUCGAGCGGUCCAAGCACUAUGCAGUCAAGCUGUGUCAGGCGCUGGUUACAGGACCGGACCAGGUGCGGGUCGGCCUGAUUCAGUUCGGUUCUGCUCCUCGACUGGAGUUCGCCCUGGACUCGCACGCCUCCAAACAGGAACUGAAGAAGCGCAUCAAGAAUGUUUCCUACAGGGGCGGCGGCACCCAGACGGGCCUGGCGCUGAAGUACAUCCUGAGGAAGGGUUUCCCAGGCGGCCGCAACUCCUCCAGCGCGGCCCAGAUCCUGGUCCUGCUGUCCGACGGGAAGUCCCAGGGCAGCGCCGUGCAGGCGGCGGCUCAGCUCAAACGGACCGGCGUGGUUCUGUUUGCCGUGGGCCUCCGCUACCCCAGAUGGGAGGAGCUCCACGCUCUGGCCAGCGAGCCGCCGGAGGCCCACGUCUUCUUCGCCGAGCAUUUCCGGGACGCCGUCAACGGCCUGUACACGACGCUGACCGCCUCCUCCGUCUGUGACGCCUCCCCUCCAGGCUGCCGGGCGGAGCCGUUCGCCUGCGAGCGGAGGACGCUGGAGACCGUGAAGGAGCUGCAGGGGAACUUCAUGUGUUGGAAAGGCUCCGAGGGCUCCGCCCCGUACACGUCGGUCUGCCCCCAUUACAGGUACAGCCGGGUUUACAGGAGACAUCCGUCCGUUUGCCAGCGAACUCUCUGCGCAGACCCCUGUGACUCUCAGCCGUGUCUGAAUGGUGGGACCUGUGUGUCAGAAGGUCCGGAGGGCUACCGCUGCGUGUGCCCCCCCGGCUAUGGAGGAGACCCACUCUGUGCUCCUGCGUUGUCCCUGGACUGCUCCGUGGACCUGCUCUUCCUGCUGGAGGGCUCUGCUGCCACCACCCUGGAGGGUUUCCUGCGCAUCAAAUCCUUCUUAAAGCGCUUCCUGCAGACGGUGAUCGGCUCCGACAGCCCCAGUAAAGUCGGCCUGGCGGUGUUCGGCGGAGAAACACGCGUGGACGUCCCGGUUGGCAAGUUCAAAGGGGACCUGAGGGCCCUGCUCAAGGCCGUGGAUGCGCUCCAGCUGAUGGGGGGCCGGACCCUGACCGGCCAGGCCCUUCGCCACGUCACGCGCCACGGCUUUGUGAGCGCGCCGGUCUUCGCCGACGUCGCCGACGACCUUCCUCGCGUGGUGGUCCUGCUGACGGCCACGUCUGCCGCCGACGAGGUCGUGGAGCCUUCAAAAUAUGCGCGCGACAGGGAAAUCUUCCUCAUUGGGGUGGGACCGGAGCGCUUAAAGGAGGAGUUGAAUAAUAUCACGGGAAACCCCCAGAGGACGCUGACCUACACAUCACCCGACAGGUUCACCGCCAAGAUCCCUGAGCUCAGGGCCAAAAUCUGCAGUGUGGACACACAAGGUUGUCUGGGCCAAGCUGUGGACUUGGUGUUCGCCCUGGACGCCUCCGGCGGCGUCGGCCGUGAGAACUUUGCCACGCUCCGGGACUUCGUGCGCAGCCUCACGGUCCAGUUCGACAUCAACCGCGACGUGGCCCAGGUGGCCCUGGUGGCCUACGGCCGGCGAGCCACCACCGUGUUCCGCCUGGACGCCCACGACUCCGGCUCCGCCGUCCUCAAGGCCGUCGGCGAGGCCGGCUACGCGGGCGGCGCGGCCUCCACCGGCACCGCGCUGCUGCACGUCCACGCCGGCGUGCUGACGGUGGCCCAGGGGGCGCGGCCUGGGGUCAACAAGGCCGUGGUGGUGGUGACGGACGGCUCGGGGGGCGACGACGCCGCCGUGCCGGCGCAGAAGAUCCGGGACGACGGCGUGUCGCUGUUCGUGAUCGGCAUCGGCGACGUGCAGAGGGAGAAGCUGCUGCAGAUCGCCGGGUCGGAGGAGCGCGUGAUCUCGGUGCCGUUUUACGAGGAUCUCAAGUACUUCGAGGACGUGCUCGUCCAGAUGCUGUGUUCAGAGGUCAAGAAACCAGUAAACCUGUGCAAACCCAACCCUUGCAUGAACGCCGGGGUGUGCGUCCUGUCCGGGGGGAGCUACCGGUGCCGCUGCCAAAACUACGAAGGGCCGCACUGCGAAACCAAGAGCAGCACGCCUUCAAGGGGCGAUCUGCCCAGGGCUGCGGCGCUGCAGAAGAAGAGCAGGAAGAAGAAGAGCCACCAGGAGCUCCUGCAUCACUACAAACUGCACCGGAGGAGAAGUUCUGCCUGAGACGCUGCACAUCCUGUGGAGGGUACACAAUGGAGGAGAGGGGGAACGGAUACUGAUGUCUUUGUAUUGUUUCAGUAUUUAAAGUUGCACUCAAAUUUUAACAAGUGCCUUCAACCUGUAUGUUCGUACACAGCUUUGGUUCCUAGUGGCUGUUUGUGUGAACCUUUACACUUAUUCUAGUGCAAAGUAUCUUAAUGUUUUUUAUCACGUCAACUUUUAUAUUAUGUGUCUGUUUUUUAGGUAAUUGUGAUUAUGAAUUAUUUCCUACCUCCAGUCAUGUUUGAAACUUAUAGUAAUUACUAAGUCUGUACUAACAUCUCUAAAGUGAACACUUUGCACCUUCCCUCUUCAUGAAUGUUUAAUGCUGCAGGUGUCUUUGUCUGCUGCCAUUUUCAUAAACACAUGACCUCA
This is a messenger RNA of Betta splendens (Siamese fighting fish), 3183 nucleotides long. RefSeq names its product von Willebrand factor A domain containing 2 (gene vwa2). The record is from RefSeq and is a predicted model, not a curated record. Bases 157 to 2772 code for a protein of 871 amino acids. Gene Ontology annotation, molecular function: calcium ion binding. The transcript is spliced from 15 exons. NCBI's taxonomy places the organism in Eukaryota, Metazoa, Chordata, Actinopteri, Anabantiformes, Osphronemidae.